GACAAUAAAUACAAAUAGCAGGUGAAAAUCGACUUUUUGAUUAUAUAGAUUUGAAAAGCCAAAAAAAAAAAAUAAAGGGGACCCAAAACCAUAUACUCAGCAGCAUACUACUAAUGUAUUUAAACUUUUAAGUAAAUUGCUUUAUUUUAAUCUAAUAAAUGCUAGAUUGCUAGCAAAUUAGGUCAGUAUAUCAUUUUGAUUAGAUUUAGCUAGAGAAGAGGAACUAUUACGGGCAAUACCUUUAAGUUUAGCAGCACUACCACCUGUUUUAUGUGUAGAAAAUAGAUUACCUUUAUAUUGAUUUCGGAGUAAUCAAAAAAUCAACUGAGAUGAGCCAAGCGAUAUCCGUACUUUGCGUGGGUUGCACGGUUAUUGACUUUGUGACCAUCAAUGCCAGUUAUCCCAAAGAGGACACCGAUCGACGUUGCCUGGAUGGGUUUUGGCAACGUGGCGGAAACGCCUCCAAUGUGAGCACAGUUCUUCGGGUUCUCGGCUCCAAGGUGGACUUCUUCGGAAUGCUCAGCAAAUCGGAUGCAUUCAGAGUGCUUCUCGAGGACCUCCGAAAGCGGGAAAUCGGCACCAAGAAUUGCCCUCUUACGGACAGGGAUCCGCCCUUCUCUUCAGUGAUCUUGUCCCAGGAUUCCGGAACACGCACUAUUAUCCACUGCAAUAAGGAUUACCCACAGAGCACCUUUGAAGACUUUAGCAAGAUUGAUCUUUCGGAGUAUGGAUGGGUGCACUUCGAGGCUCGCAACACCUCACACACCUUGAAGAUGAUGCACAGCAUCCGGGAGCACAACACAAGGACUGGACAACGCAUUAUAAUCUCGUUGGAUUUGGAAACGAGGUACGAACAGAACCAGGAACUGUGUCAUCCAUGCGACUUUGUGGUCUUUUCCAAGGAGCUGGCCGGCCAGUUGGGCUGGAUGACGCCGCGGCAAACUUGUGAAGAGCUGGCAGCCAGUAUCCCCGGAAGCGGACCGAAACCCGUCUUCAUUUGUCCCUGGGGGAGUGCCGGAGCUGGAGCUGUGGAUGCCAAUGGGAACUACCACGAAAUGGCAUCCUAUAAGCAGGAGAAAGUGGUGGACACGCUGGGCGCGGGAGACAGCUUCAUGGCGGGAUUUAUACACGCCACACUUGAGGGUCGGCGAUCUGUAGCGGAAGCCGUAGACUUUGCCAACCGAGUUGCCAGCCACAAAAUCACUGGAUUCGGUUACGACCAUAUUGCACAACUCAGGUUAGACUAAAACUAGUUGAUUCCAACGUUAAUUUUAGCUCACAUUAUUGUUGUAUGUCUCUUGAGAAGAAUUUAUUAACAUUAAACAAGCCUGACGAAAAAAAUGAUUAUAUUUAAAAACUGUUAGCACGUGUCCAUUGUCUAAGUAAAUAUUACUAAUUAUCAAGCAAUAUUUUUAUAAAUUUAUUUAAGAAAAUUUUAAAAAAAAUGUACAAUAAACAUUUUAAAAGAAGUUUGUAACCUCUGCAAAAAAUGUGGAACCACAAAUAAGAACAACUAGUUUCGAAAUGAACAGCGCUUAUGUAUUCUCACAAAUUUUAUAAACUUGUCAAAUUCAUUAUGAUUAUAUUAUAAUUAUUUUCAUGAUUA
This is a messenger RNA of Drosophila subpulchrella, 1606 nucleotides long. RefSeq names its product ketohexokinase. The record is from RefSeq and is a predicted model, not a curated record. The coding region runs from base 330 to 1247 and encodes 305 amino acids. The transcript has a single exon. NCBI's taxonomy places the organism in Eukaryota, Metazoa, Arthropoda, Insecta, Diptera, Drosophilidae. Gene Ontology annotation, molecular function: ketohexokinase activity. Gene Ontology annotation, biological process: fructose metabolic process.